Rhineura floridana is the source of this 5312-nucleotide messenger RNA. It is a transcript of the gene ZBTB3, whose product is annotated as zinc finger and BTB domain containing 3. NCBI's taxonomy places the organism in Eukaryota, Metazoa, Chordata, Lepidosauria, Squamata, Rhineuridae. Gene Ontology annotation, molecular function: RNA polymerase II cis-regulatory region sequence-specific DNA binding; DNA-binding transcription factor activity, RNA polymerase II-specific; protein binding. Gene Ontology annotation, cellular component: nucleus. Gene Ontology annotation, biological process: regulation of transcription by RNA polymerase II. The record is from RefSeq and is a predicted model, not a curated record. The transcript has 2 exons. Bases 801 to 2171 code for a protein of 456 amino acids.
CUACUGGGGAGGGCACAGGGAAAAAAUGUUGAGGUCAAUUGAGGGGGAGCAGCAAUUCCUCUGCCCCCAAUCCCCAUGGGGAGGAAGAUUACAGGAUUUCAUAAUUCUGGUGGGAGAUGUCAAAUAAUGGGGGAGGAGAUUCUUCUAUCAUUCUGGGGGUUAAAUAAUGGGGAGGGGUCUAAUAAUUGGAGUGCACAGCACAGGUGGUUCAGGUUGCUUGGGAACAAAUAGCGAGGCGAGUUCCACAGAGGGAGGUGUUUGUAAAGAAGGGGGCACAGGCUUGGCCCCGGAAAUCUAGCUUCAGAAAAGUCCGCUGCGAUUGGAUGUUUGUCUAUAUAGCCGAUUUCCCAUCCCUUGGGUCCCCAGAUGUUGCUAGACUACAAUUCCCAUCUUUCCUGACCAUUGGCCAUGCUGGCUGGGUCUGAUGGGAGUGGUAGUUCACCAACAUCUGCAGGGCGAAAGGUUGGGAAAGGCUGAGAAAUGGACACACAGUGUAGGGGAGAGGUGAGGAAACUGUGGGGCCCUCCAGAUGUUGGACUCCAACUCCCAUCAGCCCCAGUCAGUGUGAUCAGGGAUGAGGGGAGUUGUAGCCUGCGGUGACUGUGUAAACACCGUAUGUUUCCAGGAGAGCUGAAGUUAAGGUGCUAUGCCCACUUUGCAGCCGCUACAUGGGGAAGGGCCGUAGCGCAGUGGUAGAGCACCUUCAUGGCAUGCAGAAGGUCCAAGGGUCAGUCCCCAGCAUCUCCAGGGGCCUGGGCUACGCUGUGUUUUCUCCCUCAUCCUGAAAGCGCCAUCCCAGCAUGGAGUUCCCUGACCACAGCACGAACUUGCUGCGGAGCUUGUGGGAACAGCAACAUGAGGGUUUCCUUUGCGACUGCACAGUGCUUGUGGGAAGCACCCAGUUUUUGGCCCACCGCGCCGUGCUGGCUUCCUGCAGCGCCUUUUUCCACAUGUUCUACAAAGAGCGGCUGGACAAACGAGACUUGGUCUCCAUCAACAACGAGAUCGUCACAGCGCCAGCCUUCGGGCUGCUGCUGGAAUUCAUGUACAAAGGAAGCCUCUCCUUCAACGAUAUGCCGGUGGAAGACAUCCUUGCGGCCGCCAGCUACUUGCACAUGAAUGACAUUGUCAAGGUGUGCAAGAAGAAGUUGCAGGCCCGUGCCCUGGCAGAAGCAGACAGCACCAAGAAGGAAGAGGGUCCCCUGGGCAGCUCAGAGCUUCUGCCCAGCACCUCCAAGUGCCAACUGCAGGUGCCUGAGGCCCAGACGCUACCACUCCCUCAGCCAUGUGAAGCAGAGAAGAACAAAAAAGAGGAGUGGAAAGGAGAGAAAACUGGUUCUGAUGAGCCAUUGGCCUCCACCUUGGAUGUUGCGGACACCACACAGCCGGGGAUGGAAGCUCCUCCACUGAGGCCUUUUCCACUGCCCGUCAUUGACAUCUCCCUCUCCAGCCCCAGCAGCUCCACCGAAACCAUAUCACACAGCUGCUCUCCGCCAGGAAAUGUCGCCGAGGGCCAUCCUGGCAUAGGCCCUGCUCCGGAGAGAUAUGCGAAACAGCGGACAGGCAGCCUCGGCGCCUUUUGCCAGAAAGAGCCAAACAGGUCCUCUGUCAAAGUCAAGGUGGAAGCCAUUGUGAUCUCUGACGAGGAGCCAGACGUGGGGGAGCAACUGGAGGAACAGAGCACAGAUUUGAGGUUGGAGACCAUAUUCCAGAGGUCCACCAUAGAGGCAGGGUCAGCUGGAGGCUGUGGACGCCACCCGGCCAGCUUCGAAGAGCCGGGUGGGAUGGAAGAGGUCUCUUCUGAGAGUGGUUUCCUGCCUCAAGAGCACGUACCCUUCCACAUGAUCCCCGUGCCGGGUGGACAAACCUUCUCCAACAUGGUGACUCCACCCCUGCACGAACAGAUGUACUUGCAGGAUUACGAGUCCCACUCCAACUUUGGCAUCUUUACGGAGGAUGUGCCCACCUGCAAGACAUGCGGAAAGACCUUCUCGUGCUCCUACACGCUGCGGCGCCACGCCACUGUCCACACGCGGGAGCGUCCCUACGAGUGCCGUUACUGCAUGCGGAGUUACACGCAGUCUGGAGACCUUUACCGGCACAUCCGAAAGGCCCACAAUGAGGACCUGGCAGCCAAACGUUGCAAACAGGAUGUGGAGAACCCCUCUUAGGGUGCCCAUACCCCUGUCCAGCUAGGACAAGGGAUUCGAGAUCAAUCAACCAGACAGUUCCCCAACACACAUGGACAACAAUUCUCUUUUUAAAAAAACUUGGUGCAGAGGUCACGUGACGGAGGUGCCAUAGUCCAAGCCAAUGACUGCUGUGCAUCCUGUUUCAGUUUUCCCUCCCAGUCCCUAAACAUUGUCCCAUCUUGCCCUUGAGGAGUUGGCAUUCGUUUUUCUACAAGGUUCAUGAUUGGGCAAUGCGGAUUCACAUCCAGGCUGUUCCUGUACAUAGUUUGGAAGAAGCCACAUAAAAUGUAAAAGGAACUGGGGAAGGGUCUCAUCCCCUCUUCCCAUAUUUAUUUAUGUUUAUACUGUCAUAGCUGCAAGGUAACAUGAGGUUGGAGCGGUGUUUAAGCUUCCCCGCCACACCCAAGAUCAGUACUGCUAGGUUGAGGAUGUUCGGUAGGAGGAAAGGUCUGCAAGCCUUUUGUUCCUGAUAGAGGAUGUAAAUCAGAAUUUCCUUGAGGAGAGGGGGGAGGAGAAACAAGGUUCUAGCCCUCAUGGCUGCACAGGAAAGAUGACAAAGGGGCAACCGUGUCUGUGAGGAAGUCGGUAUUAAAGGGCCUUGCUCUGACACAAUCCCAUUAUUCAGUGUGGGUGGGACUCACUGGGAGAAGUGGGCAGAGUAUUGUUUGACACCGUCCCUCACAAACUAUGACACGUCGGUGUUACAGCAGUCUAAAGCAGCGGAGUCUGGUCCACCAGGGCGAGUGGGGCAAUGCCCCACUAACCUCAACUCUGCCUUCAGCCAGCCUCCACCUGCCUGCUGCCUUACAGGCCAUCCAGAGGGUGGCUCCGCCUGUCAUUGGCUUUGCUUCUGCCUCCUGUUGGUCUCCCCACCUUCCACCCUACCAGGCCCAAUAAUCGGCACCAGCCACCACUGGUCUGAAGGGGGCACUGCACAGCUCAUCCCAGCUACUUCCGUGUUCCAAAAUGCGCCCAUGUUACAGACACGGGACAAGGGCCGAGAGAGAUGGGGGGGCUUGCCCAAGCUGUACGCUCCCCACUCCAGAUUUGUGUGCAGUGUAAGUGAGAUUUUAACCUUCCCACCCCAAAGUCACUUCCUACCCUCUCCCCAUUCUCAAGCCGGCCACUUCAGAGCAGACACUGCCAGCCUCCACCUUGCUCCAGGGGCUUGGCAACCCUCCCACCGUGAAGCAUGUCUCUCCAACCUCUUCAUUCUGAUAAGCAGCUACAAGCAGCCUCACUGCCAAGGAGACGCAUCUGACAGUAAAAAUCAAAGAUCAAGUGCUCCUGUGCUCUGUUUUCUUUGGGUGUGUGUGGUGUGUGUUUCUCUGUCUCCAGCACCCAAGACCACCACUUGCUGUUGCCUUGUGCUAAAUCCACCCACUGUGCGAGGGAUCGCAAUCUCUCUUGCCCUCUCUAACAAAAAGGUUUCCAGAGCAGCUGUUUGAUUGCAGGGCCUGUAACAACCUCCUAGGCGCACGAAAGACGUCAGGUCAUGUUGCCUUGUGACCUGGUUGGUAAAGGAGGAACGGAGCACUCUGGGUGUCUCCAACUCCUACUCAGAGUAGAUGCAGUGAAAGCAAUGGACUCAAGUCAGCCAUGUCCUUUGUGGUCAAUGGGUCUGCUCCGAGCAAGAGAUAGUGGCAUUCAGCCCUCUGCCUCUCCUCUGUGCCUAGCACAGAAAUGCAGCGGCAGGAGAGAUGAAGCUGACCCUCUUCCCCAGUAGGCUGAAAAAAAAUCAAGGCUGAACGGUAAAGCGUGUAAAGUAGGUUGCCACAAGCAAAUGUUGUUCUCAUGUAGACAGCCUGUCUGUCCAGCCCUCCAAAGAUCUACCAGGUCCUGAAAGACAACAUUGUCCCAUGACAUCUGAAAGAGAUAUUUUCCAUCAAGAAAAGCAGCCCCUCUCCCCUCUCUAUCCCCACCCCCUUCCAGAAGACUUAACUUGGGUCCUAGGCUCAGUCUCCAGGUACAGCUGCAAAGGAGAAUCCUUCCAAGACUCUGAUGAGCUGCUUCCAAUCAAUGUAGACUACCACCCUUCAACUUGGGGGCCCCAACUGUUGUCACACUACAAUUCCCAUUAUCCCCAACCAGCUGGGCUGAUGGGAGUUGUAGUCCAACAGCAGCCAGAAACCAAAACUGAAAAUCUCUGCUGUAGACAAUAUUGAACUGGAUGGACCAGCGGUCUCACUCCAUAUGAGACUUCCUAUGUUCCUAAUAGGAUGCUACCGAGAAUUAUCUCCUCCCUUGUGUUGCCCCUACUCCAGAUCAUGAACCAAAGGGUUUCAUAUUCUUGCUUGUUACUCACCAACUCCUACCCUCUCACAAUUCCACCCCAGAAAAAGCCCCUUUCCAGCCUCCCUUUGUACAAAUAAUCAGAAGCUGGAAAGGCAAGUCAUCUUAAAGGGUGACCAAUAGUUUCUUUGGGUCUACUUGCAAGACUUGAGAUCGAAACCAAGAGUUAGCAAAAUUACACACCUUACAAGGGAGCCAAGGUCUUGCAAGAAGAGCUCAGCCUUGUCCCUUUUUCUUGGAUGUCAAAAAACCCAAAUUAGGUCUCAAGCAGCAUCCCCUAAUGCCAAUGAUGCUGUUUAGGAAGGGGGGCAGGGGAGGAAAAGAAGAGUGCCAUGCCCCCACAUAAGCAGAGUCAAGAAAGCACAAUAGGUUUUAAACUACUUUCUACUCAAAAAUGGUAGGACAUGUAAUCAUGCAAGGUAGAAAACAACUAAAGUGUUGAACAAAGUGACAAGCUUUCCCCAAUACAGAAGAUCAUACUUUUUUUUUAAUUCCAUUAUGCCAACAUCCCCUUUUUUCAAAAGUUUUAACACAUCAAACUCCUUUUGUGUGCAGAGUAUUAAAAAAAAUCCCCUUCCCCUCCGCACAGAAAACCUAGGGCUUGUGCUUUGAAAGGAAGGUGGCAUUGGCAGUGAUUUCUGCUUUGAUCGAUUGGAUUCAGGAGAUGCUCUAGUACGUGCCACCCUCACUGCAAUAUAGCUUCCCCUUGGAACUAUCUUUCCUGGAUGUCAACAAAAAGAGCAUCCAAGGCAAUCACAGGGCAGGGGCAUGCCACACAUUUCAUGCACAUGGCUUCCCCCAAAGAAUCCUGGGAACUGUUAGCUUGUU